Messenger RNA from Lonchura striata (white-rumped munia), 5472 nucleotides. Lineage: Eukaryota; Metazoa; Chordata; Aves; Passeriformes; Estrildidae. The record is from RefSeq and is a predicted model, not a curated record.
AAGUAAUUGUUCCCAAAAGCUUGGCAUAUGGCAAAUAAAACUCCAGAAGACGAGCCUUUAAGGAGCAAGAAACAGCGAUGGCUAGGGAUCCUGUAGUUAAGGCAAUAAGAGGAGUUUUAAUGAAGUUCUAAUAAAAUGUGCUAGUUUUGCUUGAUAAGACAGAAGAGGUGUUAGGCAUGUGGAUUUCAUGUGCCUCUACUGAAUUACUAUUUUUCAGAUUUUACACAGAAGAGUGAUUAAAAAUAGCUGAAUUUCUAUAAUUCAUUCUACUUAGGAAGAUGGCAUUUGUUUCAGAGAGCCCUGCAUUGCAGACAGUGAGCAGUGGAUCCUAUGUGUACUUUUGGAAAAAGAUUGGGCUCCUGGUUGGACCACGAGACUAUGAAUUCCCAUCCUUUGGGAUAACAAAGGACAUGAAGACAGGUGACUGCAGGCAGGUGAAUGGCCAACUGAGAGUAACAGCAGGGGCUGGUGACUGCCGAUCCUUUGGAUAAGGUGACGCCAGUGCGAUGUAUGAACAAAGAGCAGGGAAGCAGGAGAAGACGAGAAGGAAGAACGGGUCUGACGCCCUGGGACAGACUCUGAAGUGUCUGUUGAAGAUUGUGUCAAAAUGGAUCGUGAGUAUAUGACGAAGAUCAACCAUUACUGUCAAACGCGUAAACUUGCAGUGGAUUAUGACACCGUUGAUAUGACAGGCCCAUCUCAUUAUCCACAGUUCACAGUAGUUGUCAAAAUAAAUGGUCAGAAAUAUGGUACAGGCACUGGUAAAAAUAAAAAAGAAGCAAAAGCAGUAGCAGCAAAAGAAACAUGGGAGAUGAUUGAGGAACAGCAGAGGAGCGCCUCAAAUAUGGCAGCUGCAGAGUUAAUGACAAGUCAACCAACCUCAUCACCUGCACUAGACAAAAAUUAUGUCAGCCUAUUAAAUCAUUAUUCACAAAAGACGGGUCUAUUAGUUGAUUAUCCUAACAAAAAUCGUACUGGAGAUGACCAUGCUCCCACGUAUACUGUUAGCUGUACAAUUAGUGGUCAUGUGUAUGGAAGAGGCACUGGACCUUCCCGAGCUGCUGCAAAGGAAGCUGCUGCAAAGGAAGCAUAUGAGAAGAUCAAAAUCGAAACAUCUAAUGGCAGUUGUACAUUUAGCAAAUACAGCAAUUCCUCUCAAGUGCCAGCUGAGUCUGACUCAGAUACAAACAGCAUUUGCUUUGUGGACUCAUCUGCAAAGUUGGUAGAAAAAAUGAAAGACAUGGCAAUAUGUGAAAAGCCUUCACCUUUUCAGAGAAAUGCACAAAGUUAUGUCCUGAAGUCUGGAAGAAAAUUGGCAGCUAAUUUUGCUAAUAUAAGAAACAAGGAAGAGGAAAAAAAUAUGCCAGACUCAAAUGCAAAUUUGCCAGAUGUGAACACAAAUACCGGAGAAGAGAAUGGGAGUCCACACACUGUCAAUAAAACAUUUCUCGAACUUUUUGAAAAAAUAGAGCCUAUUGGUGCAGGUGGUUUUGGGAAUGUUUUCAAGGCAAUAUCGACGUGUGAUAAGACAACCUAUGCAAUCAAACGAGUUGAAUUCACAGAGAAAGUAGAGCGUGAAGCACAAGGACUGGCAAGACUUACACAUGAGAACAUAGUGCGCUAUCAUUGCAGCUGGAAAGGGGAAGACCAUAUGAAGUACUCAGACUCAAGACAGAACUCAGGCGAAAAAAUUCUCUGUCUUUUCAUCCAAAUGGAAUUCUGUGAACAAGGGACAUUGGAAAACUGGAUUGCAAAAACUAGCAAAGACCGAAAGUAUUAUGAAAUGGCACAAAACAGAUUUUUACAAAUAGUGAAAGGAGUGGAAUAUAUUCAUUCUGAAAAGUUAAUUCAUCGAGACCUCAAGCCUCAGAAUAUAUUCAUAUCACAUAAUAAAAUAAAAAUAGGUGACUUCGGUCUUGUGACUUCUGUGGCAUUUGAGACACUGACUGAGAACAGAGGAACAAAAUCGUAUAUGGCACCAGAACAGACUGGGGUCAGAUAUGGAAAGGAAGUAGAUAUUUAUGCAUUGGGAUUAAUUUGGUUUGAAAUUCUUUCGGCAAUCACUCAUCAUGAAAAAUCUGAGGUAUGGCCUUCUGUGAGAAAAGGUGACCUUCCAGAGUGCUUCAACAACCACUUUUCAACAGAGGCAUCCAUAAUCAAAAAGAUGCUUUCAACAGACCCUUCAGCAAGAAUCACUAUAUCUCAUUUACUUGACCUUCUUAAGUCUGUUGAUAAAGAGAAGGCACUUAGAAAUUAUUCUUAUUAAAUGUCCUUUCGCACUGUGUUUAAAUCCAGAGUUUGAUGAAUUUAUUACAGUCGAUGAAAUGACAGCAGAUGUUAGAAACAAGAUUUGGGGUGUGUCUUUUCCUUGGCCACAUCAGCAUUCACGUCUGCCGGCUGCACCUAGGACAGGGCACUUCUGCAAGAAAUCACAUGCAAUUUUUACCUGGAAACAUAGGUUAUGGAUGAGCUGGACUGCUUUGUACAAUAAGAACCUGGUCCUUUUCCCUUCAAAGAUCAUGCUGAUGUGCUGAAGUCCUGACUGGGUUGUGGCAAAUCCCUGCAUGUGUUGCAUCCAUUAUCCCUUACUAUCUAUUGCUUUCCAUGGAAGAACUGUUGUCUGGUGGUAUGUAACUCAAACCUUUCUGAUUCGUUCAGUGAUAUUGUUAAUAAUUACUGCAAUGCUCCUAUUAGUACCAAGACUAGUUCUGGCAGAAAAGAUACUAGGAAUAGGUGCACAUUAUUCUUCACUUUAAGUACUUUAAAGUACUUUAAGUACUUUGUUUUCUUAUCUCUUCACAGCUGCUGCUGACCUAGCAGCUUCAGUGCUCUAGAAUUUAAACUUGUAAAAUGAGGAUUUCUUAAGAAUUUAAAUGUUAAACUUAGCUUCUAGGAAAUCAAAUUUAGAACAAAUCUCAAUUUUUGACAACUUUAGGUUUUUAUAGUUGUCUUUUUUGGAAAGGAACAUUCAAGGUGCUAUUAAUACAGAAAAAUUUUCCAAUUGCCUUAGUAGUAACCAUUUGAAAUUCUAGGCUGAGAGAGCACUUUAAACAUUCCCAUGCUUCUAGGAUUUAGUCUCUUAUUGUAAUACCGAGGCAUGCCUAACCUUUAAUAACUGUACUUAGAGCCUCUGAUGUGCCCACUGCUAGCCCCACAAAAGGGAACAGCAGGUUCUCUGCUGCUUUUCAGUUGUAUCCUUCAGAGUUCAGUCUUGCCUGAACAUGAAAUACUCUGUGUGGUGUGGGGGAACAGGGUGAAAAGACACGCACAUUGGACCUUCAGGGGCUUGUCUUUGAGCUCUAUCUUGUCAAACUGUUCAUUGAUGUGGGGUCAACAUAACUCCAGAAGAGCAAAUGAGCAGAGAUUUCUAAGCAAAAAAACCAGGUAAUAUGUGAAGUACUGUAUGCUUUCUCUGAUAUGUUAAAUGGGUUAAAAGUGGGUGACUGCUCUAAAAGAAUGAAUACAAAUGAAGAUAUUUAUAUUCUUAGGAAAAUUGCUCAUGUUCUGGUGCAAGUAUUUGUUGCUAAAUAAGAAUGUGAUUGUAUGUACUUUUGUAAGGCCUUACACUGCUUUCUUUUUUUCUCUUUAUCAUGAAUGACAUACAUAGAAUCAUAGAAUGGUUUGGGUUGGAAGGGACCUUAAAGAUCAUCAAGUUUCAAUCCCCCUGCCCUGUGCCAGGGAUACUUUUCAGUAGAUCACAUUGCUCAAGAUCUUGUUCAACCUGGCUUUGAACACUGCCAGUGGUGGGGUACAGCUUCUCUAGGAAACCUGUUCAGUGCUUCAUCACCUUCACAAUAAAGAAUUCUUCCUAAUAUCUUAUCUCAACCUUUCACUUCAAAGCCAUUCCCCUUGUCCUGUCACUACAUGCCCUUGGAAAAAGUCCCCUUCCAGUUCUCUUGGCAGCCCCCUUUAGGUACUGAAAGGCUGCUCUAAGGUCUCCAUGGAGCCUUCUCUUUUCCAGAAUGAACAACUCCAACUCAAGCAACUUCACUUGCCAGUUCUCUGGAGACCAGUGGAUGCAUGUCAACAGGUCCCAUGGAUUUGUGCACUUCUAGGUUCUCUAGAUUUUCUUGAAUCUGAUCUUCUCCUUGAUAUCCCUAGCCAGGUUGAAUUCCAUCAGGGUUUUAUGUUCUUCUAACCUUAUCCUUGACUGGAAUUCAUAAAGUAUUUCACUAUGCUAGAUUAAUGAGUAUUUCUUUGCAGCAGUCAAGAUCUGUGAGAAAUUAUAUAUCCUUGCAGACAAAAUACUACUAUUUCUGCUUUAUCUUUAAUCUAUUGGGAUAAAAUUAACAUACAGUUGGGACUUGAUGAUCUUAAGAGGUCUGUUCCAACCUAAAUGAUUCUAUGAAACUAUUCAUAAUAUGAAAAUGGACAUGUGACAAUCUCUUGGCUGCAUUUCCUUUACAGUUUUUGGACAGAGAGAAUUAGUAUCAUUACCUUAUUGCUCUUAAGUAAUACUGAGUUUGUACAAGUAGUUUGUGAUACAUUUUCUCUGCAUAGUAUUUCUAUACUUCAGCAUCAACUUUUUAUAUAUGGCUAGUUAUAGUAGCAACUACUGUUAACUAAAAACAAAAGGUCUAUUAAAAUGUAUCUUUAUGUAAAAAAUGAAAACCCACCAUCAUGAUCUAAUUAUAUUUAAUUGUGGAAAAUAUGCACCUUUAUAUACAACAGAAUAUCGGUUCAAGUAAUGUCACUGUCAUGUUUCACAAGCUUUUUUUUUACCCACCAAAUUUAAGAUAGUAAGCAAGACCAGUCUAGUAUUUAGACAUCUCUGUAAAGAUGAAAAAACCCAGUUUUACACAUUAUGCAAUAAAGUGAUUGGCCAAUAUUUAUGCCUUUACUCAUACUUGAAUUUUAUUACCAUUUGGGCAGCAGGUAAAGAUGUGAAAGACUCAACUAACCUCUCAAUUAUGUUAGUUCAAUUACAAAGACCAAGUUUUAAUUCCUAUUAAAUUGUGCAUUGAACAGAAAAUAUGAAUUUAGCUUGUCAACUUAAACUCUUCUUCUGCAUACUUUGGUAUGAAUUCUUGAGUAUGGCAUAGCUCCAAUCCUUUUAAAAGAUACUAUGAAUUAUACAUACUUAUCUAGGGCUUCUUCAUUUAGACUGGCUUUAGUCGUGAUCUGAAGCACUGUCUCCAGGACAGUUUGAAGAUAAAUCUUCAGAGUCUACAGGAAAAGCGGAAAAAAAGUGAGUAGAUGCAGCUCAGCGAAGGAAAAAAUGGUUGCUGGAAAUAUUUCUAGAAUCCAUGUAGAACAGAUUAAAUAGAAUUCAAGGUUUACAAGUUAGUGACUUGCAAAUUUGUUUUAAAACAGCAAACACAAAUUCUGCUUUCUUUGGUGUUGUGGAACUGGAUGGUGUUGUAAUUGUUUCAGAAACACCUACCAGCUUUUGCAGAUUUUUAUGGUAUUGGUUUUAAUAUCUGAAUUGUGUUUUCUCAAAAUUAAUUAAAUUUUAAUAUAAAUUCAAAGAAA